Molecule: messenger RNA, 489 nt
Organism: Aspergillus eucalypticola CBS 122712
Lineage: Eukaryota; Fungi; Ascomycota; Eurotiomycetes; Eurotiales; Aspergillaceae
Gene: cyp1
Product: putative peptidyl prolyl cis-trans isomerase (CypC)
Exons: 3
Coding region: 1-489 (162 amino acids)
Biological process (GO): protein folding; protein peptidyl-prolyl isomerization
Cellular component (GO): catalytic step 2 spliceosome
Molecular function (GO): peptidyl-prolyl cis-trans isomerase activity
Source: RefSeq, a predicted model, not a curated record
AUGGCGACUGAUGUGGCUUUUGACACGAGCAUGGGCUCGUUCACAGUAGAGCUCUACAAUGCGCAUGCGCCCAAGACGUGUAAGAACUUCGCGACGCUUGCGCAACGAGGCUACUAUAACAAUGUCAUCUUCCACCGCAUUAUCCCCAACUUCAUGGUACAAACCGGCGAUCCUACCGGCACUGGCAGAGGAGGAAGCUCAAUCUACGGCGAGAAAUUCGAGGAUGAGAUUAAUCCUAAUCUCAAGCAUACCGGUGCUGGAAUCCUGAGCAUGGCAAACAGUGGGCCCAACACCAACGGCAGUCAGUUCUUCAUUACGCUGGCCCCGACGCCGUGGUUGGAUGGAAAGCACACUAUUUUCGGCCGCGUCAAGAGCGGCAUGAGGGUGAUCCAGCGCAUGGGACUCGUCAAGACAAACUCGGAAGACCGGCCUAUGGAUGAGGUGAAGAUUCUCCGUGCCAGAGUCGUGGAGGAGACCGGGGAUGAGUGA